GCAGGCGCCGCCGGGGCCACCCCCGCCGCCAUGUUUCCCCCGCCCGAGCGCUCCCCCCCACUGCCCCCUCCCUCCCCAACUGGGUUCCCGCCCCCCUCCCUCAGCAGCCCCCCCACACCCUGGUGAGGUCAGGCGGAGGCUCUGCCGCUGCGGCCGCAGUAGCUCGGCUCCUAUUCCCGGGAAGCCAGGAACGGGGACUUUUGAAAAUAACUGGAGCGGCAUUCGGGUUAGGGUCCCUGCUCUCCGCCUGCGCCAGGACAGGGUGAAGUGGUCGGGGCGAGCAGAGGGUGCGAAGGUGCGGGUGCUGGUGCCUCGCAGCAGGAGGGAGCCCCGGCUGCGCCGCGCGACUCCCUCUUUGGCCCUCGGAGCGCAGCACCCGGCGGACAAGCGGCGGAACGCCAGGACGCGGCGAGCAAGAUCUCUCGUGGAAGAGGAAGACCAACACAUGAAAUUGUCCCUUGGAGGCAGCGAAAUGGGCCUCUCAUCCCAUUUGCAGUCUUCCAAGGCAGGACCUACACGCAUCUUUACCAGCAAUACCCACAGUUCUGUGGUGUUACAGGGCUUUGACCAGCUUCGACUUGAAGGAUUGCUUUGUGAUGUGACCCUGAUGCCAGGUGACACAGAUGAUGCUUUCCCUGUGCAUAGAGUCAUGAUGGCAUCUGCUAGUGAUUACUUCAAGGCUAUGUUCACAGGUGGAAUGAAAGAACAAGAUUUAAUGUGCAUUAAACUUCAUGGUGUGAGCAAAGUCGGUCUAAGGAAAAUUAUUGAUUUCAUUUAUACUGCAAAGCUUUCUCUUAAUAUGGACAACCUUCAAGACACGCUGGAAGCUGCCAGUUUUCUACAGAUUCUGCCAGUUUUGGACUUCUGUAAAGUAUUUCUCAUAUCUGGGGUCACUUUAGACAAUUGUGUUGAAGUUGGACGGAUUGCCAACACCUACAAUCUAACCGAAGUGGAUAAAUACGUUAACAGUUUCGUCUUGAAGAAUUUUCCUACAUUGCUGAGCACGGGGGAGUUCUUGAAACUCCCUUUUGAGCGUCUUGCCUUUGUGCUUUCCAGUAAUAGCCUUAAGCACUGUACUGAACUGGAGCUCUUUAAGGCUACCUGUCGUUGGCUUCGCCUGGAAGAGCCUCGGAUGGACUUUGCUGCAAAAUUAAUGAAGAACAUACGAUUUCCACUGAUGACACCACAGGAGCUCAUUAAUUAUGUGCAAACAGUGGAUUUCAUGAGAACUGACAAUACUUGUGUGAAUUUGCUUUUGGAAGCCAGCAAUUACCAAAUGAUGCCAUAUAUGCAGCCAGUUAUGCAGUCAGACAGGACUGCCAUUAGGUCUGACACCACUCACUUGGUUACAUUAGGAGGAGUGCUGAGGCAGCAGCUGGUUGUCAGUAAGGAAUUGCGCAUGUAUGAUGAAAAGGCCCAUGAGUGGAAAUCGUUAGCCCCCAUGGAUGCCCCAAGGUACCAGCAUGGCAUCGCCGUCAUUGGAAAUUUUCUCUAUGUGGUUGGUGGACAGAGUAAUUAUGAUACAAAAGGAAAAACGGCAGUUGAUACAGUCUUCAGAUUUGAUCCUCGAUACAAUAAAUGGAUGCAAGUUGCAUCUUUAAAUGAAAAGCGCACCUUCUUCCACCUAAGUGCCCUCAAAGGAUAUCUGUAUGCAGUUGGUGGGCGAAAUGCAGCAGGUGAACUGCCCACAGUAGAAUGUUACAAUCCAAGAACAAAUGAAUGGACCUAUGUUGCCAAAAUGAGUGAGCCCCACUAUGGCCAUGCUGGAACUGUGUAUGGAGGAGUGAUGUAUAUUUCAGGAGGAAUUACUCAUGAUACUUUUCAAAAGGAGCUCAUGUGCUUUGACCCUGAUACUGACAAAUGGAUCCAGAAGGCGCCAAUGACCACUGUCAGAGGUCUGCAUUGCAUGUGUACAGUGGGAGAAAGGCUCUAUGUCAUUGGUGGCAAUCACUUCAGAGGAACAAGUGAUUAUGAUGAUGUCCUAAGCUGUGAAUACUAUUCACCUAUCCUUGACCAGUGGACCCCAAUUGCUGCCAUGUUAAGAGGGCAGAGUGAUGUUGGGGUCGCUGUCUUCGAAAAUAAAAUCUAUGUGGUUGGGGGGUAUUCUUGGAAUAAUCGUUGUAUGGUAGAGAUAGUGCAGAAAUAUGAUCCAGAUAAAGAUGAAUGGCAUAAGGUUUUUGAUCUCCCAGAAUCCCUUGGCGGCAUUCGUGCUUGCACACUCACAGUUUUUCCACCAGAAGAAACCACACCAUCACCUUCUAGAGAGUCCCCUCUUUCUGCAUCUUAAGAUCAUCUCCACAACUAAGAUGCUGUAGUUCUAUCUUUGCAAUGUGUCAUAAAUUCUCUUCUUUUUCCCCCUUAAGUAGUAUAUAUGUUAGGAUUAGCCUCUGGUAAUUGAUACAGAUAUUGGAAAAAAGACAACAUUGAUGUUAUUUGUGCUCUUUGUUUGGCCUAGAAUGUUUAUAAAGUGGUAACACAACCAUUCUGGAAAUGUAUCCCAUAGAAGCUGAUGUUUAACAUAUGAAAGAAAAGUAUUGUCUAUAAAAUGUUUCUUCAGUACUUUUUAAAUGCUGUGUAUUGGGUGUAAGGUAUUUGUCAUCUUACAUUAGUAAACCCAAUAAGCCAAGUUGAAGGUGGAUUAUAGUAAAUGUACAACUGUGCUCACUAGGCUUCAAGUAAAAAGUUUUCCUUUCAUCUUUGACUGUAAGAUGUCAAAGGGAGGCAGCCUGCUUGAACAGGAAACAAUACACAAAAGGUUGCCAACUCGCAUGAGCUACCUCCCUCUUUUCAUAAAGUAUUUUUGACAUAUCUGUCAACCCACUUGACUGUGUGGGUGCAUUGAGAACACAAAGUUUCUUAGACACACAGGAGAAGUAGCUUAAAUUCACUAAUAAUUUAAAAAGCAGCAUGAACCCUCUACUUAUAAACAAGGGUUUGGUGUUUUUAAAGUGUGUAUACAUACAUACACAUACACACAUACACAUAUGUCAAAUAUAAUAUUUUUAAAAAUUGAGUGGCACAUCAAAGAAAUGUGAAAUUAAAAAGAAUUCUUCCAAAAAGCAGCUUCCAUUAAAAUGGGAAUUCAGUAUGCACAUACUGAAUGCAUAUAUGUAGAACCAUACAGAAUUUAGGUGGAUAAGGGCUAGAAAUUUUGAGCAACAAAAUUUGUCACUUGACCAGAUUUUAUCUUCAAAAACUGUAUUCUACUCCUUCUCCUUUGCUGUUGAGGUAACUUGCAUAUUAUAUGUAUUCUGUAUACUCAGUUCAUAAGGUUAUUUAGCACAAAGUAUAGCAGCUUCACCUGGAGAGCUGCUUUUGCUCAGUAAAUUCAACUUCCAUGUUUUAUCUUUUUUUGUUCAAUAAAAACUUUUAAUGUCA
This is a messenger RNA of Symphalangus syndactylus (siamang), 3378 nucleotides long. RefSeq names its product kelch like family member 13 (gene KLHL13). Gene Ontology annotation, biological process: regulation of cytokinesis; protein ubiquitination. The record is from RefSeq and is a predicted model, not a curated record. Gene Ontology annotation, molecular function: ubiquitin-protein transferase activity; cullin family protein binding. Gene Ontology annotation, cellular component: Cul3-RING ubiquitin ligase complex. NCBI's taxonomy places the organism in Eukaryota, Metazoa, Chordata, Mammalia, Primates, Hylobatidae.